AUGAUGGCCGCCAUGGGUUACAUCACACCUGAGAUCACCGGCAAGCUGCCUGGAUUUUUGUCCCCAUCCGCCGGCUUGAAGUUCGCAGACAUCCCGAACGGCCUUGCCGCUGUCUCAAAGGUGCCCGUAGCAGGCUGGGCACAGAUCGCCGCAUACUUCGGCUUCGUGGAAUUCAGCGGCGGCUUUGAUGACUACAAGAGCGGAACUCCCGGUGACUAUGGCUUCAAGGUGCUGACGUCCAGCGACCCUGCUGAGAAGACCAAAAAGCUGUCGGCCGAGCUGGCAAACGGACGCCUCGCCAUGAUGGCUAUCAUUGGCAUGUUCUUCCAG
This is a messenger RNA of Symbiodinium necroappetens, 330 nucleotides long. Lineage: Eukaryota; Dinophyceae; Suessiales; Symbiodiniaceae. The record is from the annotation of a GenBank genome assembly.